AUGUCGAUUCAAUCGCUUGAAGACUUAAUCACAUCACUACUUGACACACUUGGAGCGGCCAAUGAUGACGUGAAAACUGAGGUAGCCGAAGCACUGGUGAACUUGGGCCAAAAUCAAUACCGUACAACCCUGAAGACCAUUCACACUUAUUUGAUUCAACAUAACAAGAUUGCCCCUCAUUUACGAUCGUUUUUGUUGCGCUCGAUGACGGAUGUUGUCUCAAAUUCUAAAGUUCUUGAUGCGGUCGACGAGCAAACGAUGCUUUUAGUGAUUAAUCUAGCGACGCAGGAGUUAUCCAUGACUAAGGAUACUGAACUCGAAUGGGCUGAUGCAUCAAAAGACCUACUUGUGACGAUUGGGAAAAGCCAGAAACACGUCUCACAUGUACUUGACGCCGUGUUACAGAAGUUUCCACCUGGAUUCGCCAAUUCUCCCCAUCGAUAUGUUGUAGUCGUUUUGGGCAAAAUUGCCGAGCAUAAUCCCCAAGGAUUCGUGCAUUUCUUGACGGAUGUUCUUUCACGAGCGAUACCUUUAUUGCCGAACAUUCGUGGAGAUACAUUAAGAUGCAGUUGGGCUCGUGCGAUUUGCUACUUUUGUGAAGCUGUACGAGAAAGCGAAUCGGCAGUUCGAGAAGUCAAAGAGGACACAAAUAUUGCACAAGAACAAAGCUCGACGAAUCGUUUGACAUAUUGUGAUCAAUUUGAGACGGUAUUUGAAGUGAUUUUCACCUGGAUGAGCUCAAAAGAUUCAAAGGUACGAGCUGAGGCGGCUGAAUGCAUCGGUGAACUGUGUUUGAUGGUACGAAAACAAAAGUUGAUUGACGAUUUGAAGAAACUGGUGACCACUUUUCUGGGUUUGUACAAAAAGUCGAGCUCCGAGAAUCAUACAAUAACACAGGGUUUAUGCCGCUUCUUGGAGGCCACAUGCAUGGACGAUAUUGUGCCAUUGGAUCCAUAUCUUGACGAAUUGUUGGCUGUUCUUUUUCCGCAUACUUGCCUCGACCCGGAUGAUUCAAAUGCGAGUCCCUCCCAAUCGGCCAUCAAGAAUCACUCAGAGGCCUUUCGGUGUUUUCAUGUUGCAGCAAAUCGAUUUGCUGAUAGAAUUGUCUACUUUCUUUUGCACAAAAUGCAACAUACACAGGAUAUGCAAAAACUUGGAGCAAUCAACGUGAUGCGACAUCUUCUCAACUCUUCAGGCUCAUCGAUGGAGGAUAAACGCUCGCUAGUGAUGAUGGGGUUGAGACGGUUGUUGGCUGCCGAACAAGUCGCGACGAUUCGAGUCAAGAGAGCAAUCGUUCAAUUGUGCGUGGCGCUUUCUGAUCAUGCUUAUGUGGAUGCUGAGGGUGGUCAACAUGUUAUCGCUUUUUUGGUCCGGAACGUGAUAAAUCAAUCAGAUGAUCAAGUCGGAAAACGAGGAUUGACGGAUGAUGUGGCCGGAUUGAAUCAAUUGAGAACGCAAUGUGCUCAAGCUCUUCACACAAUUGCUUCAACGUCAUCUUGUGCGAAUCGACUUCUCUGGCCAUAUUUAUUGGAGUUCAUCUGUGUGAAAGAAUACACCCCGGUGAUGGCCGAUCUCUGCAAAUGUUUACGAACGCUAAUCGUGAAGACAAAAGAAAUGGGACAAACGAUAGACUAUCAAGAAGGAUUUGAGAAAGAAAAAGUCGCUGGAAAGUACCAAGUUUUUGCUCGUCUCUUUGUGAUGAUGUGUUGUGCGCCACUGAAUGGUCUACUAGGAAGGAGAGCGCGUGAAACACUCGGGUUUCUCGGACAAAUUGGUGAUUGGCUCCAUCCAUCAAUAAGUGCGAUUGUCGCCGAACAUCAAGACGGGUUGAGCGCGCUGAUUGAAGAACUUUCCACGAGUGUUUGGACGGAUUCACAAAAAGUUGGCGAAGCCAAAUGGCGACGAGUCUCGAGAUGGAACGAAGCUGUGCUGGAGUUUCUGGCAGUAACGGUUCUGUCGGUGAAUGACGGAGAAUGGCGGCAAGAAGUGGCGGCUGCUUUCGGAAAACAACUUGAGUUGUACAAGGAGAUGCAACACGAAAAGGCAUUCGCGUUACGCUGUUUGAGCAUGGUACUCUCUUCAAUCGCUAAUACGACUUUCAUCAUCGAUCACACGCAAUUGAUGUUCCGCUCAACUAAUCACGCGACGACUGCUGAACGAGUUGGUUGCGCAAAAGGCAUUGGCGCCAUCGCUAGAAUUCAUAUGGAUUUGAUCUUGACUCAACUUGAAAAUAUUAGCAAAUGGGAGCACUCAAAGAAGAAUCAAAGCUGGUUUGGAUUCGUAAAGGGUUCCUAUACGGACAUCGAGAUGGUGCAGUUGAGAGCUACGUUAAUGCUUUGCUAUGGGCAUGUGGCAUUUUCUUGUCCGACAGAAGCCGUAACACAACGAGUUGAGCAAACAAUUGUUCCGUUUCUACGCACCUACAUGACGAAUCAAAAGCAAGAAGUUGUCGUCCGAGAAGCUCUAUUGGAGACAAUUCGUCUAAUCGCUGAAGCUUUAUCUCCGACACGCAUUGGACCCGAUUAUAGUUUUGAGUUGCGAAACGAAUUGUUCACGUUUUUAAAGGACUGUGUUCAACUUGAAACAAGCGAAACGUUGUCAAGCUCAAUUCGUCUACUUGCUUGUCGAGCCGUUGCUUCUUUAGUAUGUCUUAUGCCGCGUUUGACGAACAACGAAGUUUGGGAACUUUCCAACAUCUUGGUCAAAACGAUCUUGCCGAUUUCGAGAGAAAAGAGCGGUUUAAAGACGAACGAAGAGGAGGACUCGGCGACGAUCAUGGAUGCGACCGUUUCACAUUUGGGAUGUGCCAUAGAGGCGAUCAUUCGAAACAAUUCAAGUUUGUCGAUUGUCACGCAGAUUUUGCAGAUUCUUCAAACAUUCUACGGAAGUUCGGCCGAUCAUGAGCGAUUGAGAGCUAUCGAUUUGACCGUUCUCUCUUUACGAGUCUACUUUGAGAGCGCAGAAGAUGUCCAAUUGGGGCAUGCAAGUGAUUUCCCUCCAUUCUCAUCGAUUUUGGCCAGAAUGGCUCCACGAGCGGUUGAUUCAGUGCAUUCAGUGAGAGUUCAAGCAUUGCUCGCCUUGCAUAGCUCCCUUCGUCUUGCCUACAUCUUCAAGGGUCAUUCACGGGAAACGGACCUUGCUGCCUUUUCGAUCACUGAGAUCACGGAGAAGUACAAUUUUGAAGAAGGAAAACUUGAUGGCCAAACGGCGAAGAAAGUUGUCAAGCACAUUGCACAAAUAAUCGAAGCAAAUCUCCCUCCUUCACAACAACAAACUUAUCUAUCGGCACUCUUUGACAUGCUCGGUGACAGACAAAACCAGGUUUCAUCUGCGUCCGCUCAACUACUAUCGAACUCUCUAGCAUGUCGAGGAGCCACUUUGCAUAAUGAAGGAGCCACCAUCGUUUCGUCAAUCCUUUCAAAGCUUCCCGAGAUACAUGGAUGUGUGCAAACGUACACCGAUCUUCUCGCUUCACUCUGCGCUUUUUACUCUCAUCAGCAAUAUGUUGUCAUCGACGUUUUGCUUGAACAACCUCUACCGUAUUCUAAAGAGUUAUGUGAUGCUUGGGAGUGCAUCUCACGGGAGCGAGCCCUUUUCCCAUCACUACUUGACUACAUUUUGGAGUUGAUGUUUGAAAGUUUUGUUCAUCCAUAUGAUCUUGUGGAAAUUGGCGGCGGUACAUCCGUGAAAGUAUGCAACGCGAAGCCAUUGGUUUAUGCAUCAGCUUUGACGGAAUUAUUAAAGGGUGGUGAGCCAGAAUCGGCGAUCGAGGAGCGUUUUCCAAUCCUCUUGGCCACAUUGAUUCAACUACUCACCUCAGUCUCUGGCACACAAUUCCCAGUUGUUCAAAAGGAUUCUCGAGAUACUGGAGUUAGCAGCCCUUUGUUGAUCACUGCCGAGCUUCGUCGUUCUAUGGAAAAACCAGCAGGGCUUGCUGUUGCUGUCAUUAGAACGCUUUUACAACGAAUGCGGCUAACGGAUAUCAUUGAAGAAAUGAACACAUUACGAUCCUGGAGUGAAUGUUUAGAUGCGAAUAAUUUCUUGAACUCUAUCGCCAUUCUCACCUGUGCAAUCGUUGAACAUAUGCCAAAAUGGGCAGAGCCGCUCGCUGAUCGACUUAUGGAAAAGGUGACAUCUGAACAGGAACCGUUACGAUUGGCGGCUGUGACCGUGGUAUCCGCGUUGAUCAAGAAAUCACCGAAUCAGGAUGGACGAUUUGACGAGCGCCUCCUUGUCGAUUGUGUAAACGCAUUGCAAAACACGCUGAAAGAUGAAAGUUUGAGGAUAAGAAAACUUUGCGUUCGUGGUCUUGGCGAGAUUGGUGAAUGUGUGAAUUUGAAGACGGCCUCAAAAUUCACCGCAGUAGCUGUUGUGGCUUCUAUGCAAGCACUAGAUGAUAUCGGUGAUCGACGAGAUGAGGUGGCAAUGGAGGCGAUCAUUUCACUUAACAAAUUGGUUCGACGCGCCGCUGAUUCGCAAUUGAAAGAAAUCCUCCCACAAGUGCUGCUGAAGAUUCGGCCUUGCUUUGAGAAGGAAUCCGCCUUUCUGCGAGCAUCCGCAUUUUCUUUAUUCGGCGAACUUGGACGAAGAGUUGGGGAAGAAACACCUGAAUUCCUCAUCCAAUUGCACUCAAACAUUGUCUCAAUUUUGCUGCAUUUUGGCGAAGAUGAUCAACCAGUGCAACAGGCCUGUGGCACCUGUCUACGUGUCGUCGGUCGUCUCUUCACUUCUGAUCCCCUUUCUCAGUUGAUCGAUCGUUCGGUUAUGCCAAAUGGAAGCCCAUCAGUCUCAUACUACUUGUUGCAAAAGGAUGUAGCCAUGAUUUUAGCACUCUCCUAUCCGGAUUAUGUAAAUACAUACGCACUCUCUUGUUCUAAUUAUUUUAAGUCGACGUCUAGCAUUGUUAGGGUUAAUGCUGCACAUUUCACGGGACAUUUACUUGGUUGCCUUACACCUCCACUACGAGCCACCAUUAGCAAGGAAUUGAUUUUUACAGGUUUGGUGUCGCUUCUCAAAGAUGAGAGCAUUUUUGUGCGAAUCGCCGCCACGAAGGCCAUCGCUCAAUUGCACCAAUUUUCU
This is a messenger RNA of Mesorhabditis belari, 5079 nucleotides long. The record is from the annotation of a GenBank genome assembly. Lineage: Eukaryota; Metazoa; Nematoda; Chromadorea; Rhabditida; Rhabditidae.